Abrus precatorius (Indian licorice) is the source of this 1632-nucleotide messenger RNA. RefSeq names its product UDP-galactose transporter 1. The record is from RefSeq and is a predicted model, not a curated record. The coding region runs from base 257 to 1285 and encodes 342 amino acids. Lineage: Eukaryota; Viridiplantae; Streptophyta; Magnoliopsida; Fabales; Fabaceae. Gene Ontology annotation, molecular function: antiporter activity. Gene Ontology annotation, cellular component: Golgi apparatus. The transcript is spliced from 5 exons.
CUCGAAUGGCAUGGGACCCACCAAACAAAAGAAGAAACAUGAAAAUUUCCAUGGCGUGAUGGGGGGAAAGAGAGAGUAGAAAAGAAACGUUUCGAAAAUAUUUGUAACAUAAAAAGGAGAAAGAGAGUGUGGAUGCAAAUUCCAUGAGAGCAGAGAAGAGGUGCCUCAUACUCGUCAUUAUCCGUUACGAGUACGAACCCUCCUCUCUUCUCUUUUCCCUCUUUCUCUUCUCUUCAAUUCCUUAACACCGUGAUUCAUGGAAGACACCUUCGUUUUCCAGUGGAGCGCCGUUAGAUCUCUCUUAUCCAUCCUUCAGUGGUGGGCCUUUAACGUCACCGUUAUCAUCGUUAACAAGUGGAUCUUCCAGAAAUUGGAUUUCAAGUUUCCUCUAUCAGUAUCAUGUGUCCACUUUAUCUGCUCAGCCAUUGGAGGAUAUGUGGUAAUUAAGGUGUUGAAGCUCAAACCACUGAUAACUGUUGACCCUGAAGAUCGCUGGAGAAGAAUCUUUCCAAUGUCAUUUGUUUUCUGUAUUAACAUAGUUCUGGGAAAUGUGAGCCUAAGAUACAUUCCAGUUUCCUUUAUGCAGACAAUAAAGUCAUUCACACCUGCCACCACCGUUGUUUUGCAAUGGCUAGUAUGGAGGAAAUACUUUGAAUGGCGUAUUUGGGCUUCUCUUAUACCCAUUGUUGGAGGGAUUCUUCUCACAUCUGUAACAGAGCUUAGUUUUAAUAUGUUUGGAUUUUGUGCUGCCUUAUUUGGUUGUUUGGCUACAUCCACAAAGACUAUUCUUGCAGAAUCUCUUCUGCAUGGAUACAAAUUUGACAGCAUAAACACAGUUUAUUACAUGGCACCUUUUGCAACAAUGAUCUUGGCGCUUCCUGCCAUGUUACUUGAAGGUGAUGGAAUUCUUGAAUGGCUAAAUACCCAUCCAUAUCCUUGGUCGGCUCUCAUAAUUAUUUUUAGCUCUGGGGUGUUGGCUUUCUGUCUUAACUUCUCCAUUUUUUACGUGAUUCACUCCACCACUGCUGUAACGUUUAACGUUGCCGGAAAUAUGAAGGUUGCAGUUGCUGUCCUUGUUUCUUGGCUGAUAUUUAGGAACCCAAUUUCAUAUUUAAAUGCUGUUGGGUGUGCCGUGACUCUCGUGGGAUGUACAUUCUAUGGUUAUGUCAGGCACAUGCUUUCUCAACAGCCACCAGUCCCAGGAACUCCUCGGACACCCAGGACCCCUCGGAGUAAGAUGGAGUUGCUUCCUCUUGUAAAUGAUAAAUUAGAAGAUAAGGUCUAAUUGAUUUAGCUACUAUGAUGUUUAUGCCUUUUGGAGGGCAGUAAUAGCAAUAGGUACAGAAAGAUUGAAGUCACGUUGGUUAUUUAUUCUGAUAGAGUAACCAAAAUUUUUAAUACAAGUUUUUUUCUUUUUUUUCUUGAACUCUCCACCUUUGUCAUUUUCUUUUUCUAGAUCCUAGUUCUCUCCAUUUUGCUUUUUUUCUCCGUUUCAUUGUAUGCACUAUAAACAGACGGACGAUUAUUAUUGUUAAUUUAUUGUUAUUUGUGUAAGGGAAACGAAAUGGACGAACAUAUCUAUUGGUAAUUUCGACGGAUUAACGUUCAUGGCCGAAAUUGCCGUUUCUAGUU